AUGCUAGCAAUAAUUAUUUUAUUGGCCCUAUUUAUUUACUACCUUGUUGAUCAAUACCGUCAGACUACUCGACUACCACCAGGACCCUACCCUAUCCUGUUUUUUGGAAACAUCUUCCAACUUGCAAUUUAUUCCUGGAAAUGCGGAGGCAUUGUUCCAGGGUUCAAGCGCAUCAAAGAGAUAUAUGGGCCUGUAUUUACACUAUGGCUUGGUCCUAUUCCUACUGUGCAUAUAGCUGAAUAUUCUUUGUGCCAUGAAGCUAUGGUACGCAAUGGGAUGAACUUUCAAAAUCGCUGGGGUCCAGCAAUAAUGAUGGAGGGAAGAGGUGAUCGUGGUCUGAUAGCGUCAAAUGGUCAUAUUUGGCAAGAACAGCGACGAUUUUCCUUACAUGUGCUGAGAAAUCUGGGAGUAAGUAGAAAUCUGAUGGAGGAACGAAUUAUGAAUGAGAUUGACCUAAGAUUCAAUGAAAUCGACCGUCUACCUCCCAGUUCGGGUGUGGACCCUUUCCAUCUAUUUGAUCGUCUUGUCGGUGGAAUUAUCAACCGGUUGCUUUUUUCGAUGCCAGUAGAUGAAAAGGAGGAGCUCAAGUUCUACAGUAUCAAAAAGAAUAUGGACAAAUGGAUCGAGGAGCUCGCAUUCUACCACACUCUUCUCAAAAGCUGGAUGUUCAGAAUUCCAGUGGUGAAUCGAUUAUGGAGCAGAACUCUCGAACCUGUUCGUACCAUGAAAGAUUUCAUCAAAAAUCAAGUAAGAGAAAGAAAGCGUGCCAUAGAAGACGGCGGCCAUGUGCUAAGCGCUGAACCCCAGGAUUAUACUGACGCUUUUUUGAAGAGAAUGAGAGAAAACGAUGAAGAUGGUUAUCAAAAUACUUCAUUUGAUGACGAAUCACUUGUGGUCAAUAUUUUGGACUUGUGGAUGGCAGGAAUGGAAACUACAACUACAACAUUAUGUUGGGCGAUGGUAUUCUUGAUGAGAAACCCAGAAGUUGCGUCUCGAGUACGGGAGGAGUUGCUAGAAGUAACCGAUGGAGCUAGGCCCCUUUCCGUCAAGGACCGACCCAAAACACCUUAUUUUGUUGCUACGAUCACUGAGAUUCAACGUUUGGCAUCAAUCCUGAAACUAAAUAUCUUUCGACAGGCCGAAGCGGACACUGAAAUUGGUGGAUACCCGGUACCCAGAGGUACCGUAGUAUCAGCUGAACUAUGCCUUCUUCUCAACGACGAGAGCAAAUUUUCAAAUCCAGACAAGUUCGACCCGUCCAGAUUUAUUCACGAUCCCUCUCUUGCCGCAAUGGUUGCUCCAUUUGGUUUGGGUAGGAGAGCAUGUCUCGGAGAAUCAUUAGCGCGAGCUGAGCUCUACUUGAUCAUUGGCAAUAUCCUGCUUCGUUAUUCGUUGAACGGUGUCGACGGACCACCGUCAGCAGCGGAAGACAAUGACUUUGGAAUUUUGAGGAAACCACGAAGCUUUAGAAUUUUGUUUGACAAAAUUCUUUGA
Cylicocyclus nassatus is the source of this 1494-nucleotide messenger RNA. Lineage: Eukaryota; Metazoa; Nematoda; Chromadorea; Rhabditida; Strongylidae. The record is from the annotation of a GenBank genome assembly.